UUGACGAAUUGGCUAGUGUGAAAUUAACCGACGCGACACAAAGCACCUACCAAGCAAUCAUCGCACACUCUCGAAACUGUACAGCAAACCAUCAAAGAUGGCAGCAACACAGAGCGACGAAGAUCCUUACAAGGAGACGGCAGAGAUGCCAUUUCGACCCUUGCGACAAACCAGACUCUCGAGGAUCAACGAUUCUCCCGAAGGGACAUCGGAUGACCUCGUAGACGAAGGUUAUAUCAUGGCAGCAGAAGAUGCCUACACCGUCGAGAAGAAGCUUCCCGGCGCAACCAGAGGUAAGGAAAGACGUUCAAUUGCAUUAUCGCGAAUCCCUGCUGAUAGCAUAUAGUGGGCAAAGUCUCCAAUGACAUGAUCGAAGAUUUCGACAAGACUUGGCACAUGGCUGAGAUUCUCCGAACCGUGCAUCGACGAGUGAUUGAAGCAAUCAUCGACGGAACAAUCGGUUACAGAUACCACACUGAUCCUGAAUUUGGGAAACUUUUCCCACCGGAAGACGACCUUGCAGGCAUCUAUCUCAAUACCCUAGUUUGUGAACGUGAUGGCAAAGGCCUCAGUACGAACGACUGGGAGAGGUUGCAGAAGCUGAUGACGGAGUACGUAGAUGGACUGCGAGAGCGAGGAGAACAUGCUGACACUUGCAGUUACAUGGACGGCGAAGGCCACAAGAUCGGUCCCAAUUCUAGCACGCAACAGCGCCAAGCUGCGGUUGACGCUGCGAAGAUAUAUUAUAAAUUCUGCAAGAAGAGGAAUGAGACGUGGCAAAAGAUUCUGGCAGAUGCCAAUAAUGGUAUCAGACCAUUGGUGCAGAAAUCUGGAGGGCGACAGUUCUGCGAGAUGAUGUCAAACAGAAUCCGCAAAGAUCUCGAUCCAUCUGGUGAUAUACGACAACUGCAGAUGCCAGUUCAGAUUGGAUGCAGUGAGAGCUUGAAGAAGAGAAUGUCGGACUACUCGCCCAAGUCAAGGAUGACUAGCACACCAGACACAUGGCGCCUGACAGUGAGCUGUCUGGAGUUCCUGAGCAUAAAAAUGGUUCAUAUUGGAGUACCGAUCGUCAAGGUCUGGGAGCAGGAAAUGUUGCCACUAGGCGAGAUCUUCUUCACGCUCAUCAGUGGAUCGAUGAUCCAAUGGGGCGGCUUCAAUCCUGUUGCUGGCGGUGCUCGCAGAGGAUUCGACGAAGGUAGAGAUACCUCAGACGAGAAGAAACAAGCCAUCAUUGAUCAGCCUUGGGCUUCAGAAAACCUCGACCAUUCCACAACGGUGAUCUCUCGUAGGGUGAAGGCAUUACAGUCCGCAGCGGACUUGCUUGAGUCCGAUGAGGUAGACACCAACAUGGAGCGGCGGUUGGAGGACGGCAAGGCCAUACUUCAUCGUCGCACGUCACUAGAGAAAAGGGCAGAGCAAGCAGUUGAUGAGGUCAACGCUGCGACAAAAGCCCUUCAAGACCACAACAGCAGAUUGGCUGACGAGGUCACCAGGAAGCAGGUCUACUUGAACUUUGGCAAUGAUAUUGCAUCAUGGCUCGGCGGCUCCGUAAUGAAGCCGGUUGAUGAAGCCAAUUCCGAUGUUAAUGGGUCAGGACCAGAGUCUUGAGAAGAUUCUGACCUGGGUUACCCAGCAGCCUCUGUAGUUGUAGAUAUAGAAUGGCGACAAUUAGCAAUGCACUCUUGGUCCCGUUCCCUUGUCUUUGAUCCCUAUGUGACUCGCAUCGCAGACUCUGUCUUACAUAACUCGCUGGUAAAGGCUGCAAGUAGGAUAUUUAGGCCGUCAAUAUUGAUAGGACUCUAGUAGCUUCUGUCCCCAGAUGCGGUGAAUCUAAACUGGAGGGGUGGAUUCUGUGGUCGUCAUGUGAC
Messenger RNA from Mollisia scopiformis, 1868 nucleotides. RefSeq lists its product as uncharacterized. The transcript has 2 exons. Lineage: Eukaryota; Fungi; Ascomycota; Leotiomycetes; Helotiales; Mollisiaceae. The coding region runs from base 367 to 1608 and encodes 413 amino acids. The record is from RefSeq and is a predicted model, not a curated record.